CAAUAAAUUUCUAACUUAAAUUCGUAUUGCGGAUCCCAAUUGAAACAAUAUGGAUUGGCAAAACGUUUGGAUAAUUAUAGCUAUUGCUCUUCGUUGCCCGGUUGUGGCACCAAAAUUUGUCAACGAAUGGGCCAAAUGCCAAUCACAGGAUCCCUCUUUUGCCACGUUCGAGCUUUGCAAUUGGACAAGGAGUCCACAAAAUCUGCCGGCUUUAUCGUUUCACAUCAAUUUGCUGCAGUUGCCAAUCACCAGUAUUAAACUGCAAGCGCAGGCCAUGUAUAUAUACCGCUUGAGGCCUGUGCAACUGGUCAACACCACCUGGGACCUUUGUAGAAUUUUGAAAAAUCCUAAAAGACAUUUUGCAUUUGCCCGUCUUUAUUCUGUGUUUGGUCCACAUCUCAAUAUCAACCAUUCAUGCCCUUACAAUCACGAUUUAAUUGGAUCAAAUAUCGACUUUGACCGCUCGGAAAUGCCCUUUCCUGUUCCUGUGGGUAAAUACACUUUCAAAGCUUCAUUCAAUACCAAUGGGGGCAAACAGUUUGAAAUAAAUGCUGGUAUGAAUAUUAUCUAG
Messenger RNA from Stomoxys calcitrans (stable fly), 571 nucleotides. RefSeq lists its product as uncharacterized. NCBI's taxonomy places the organism in Eukaryota, Metazoa, Arthropoda, Insecta, Diptera, Muscidae. The record is from RefSeq and is a predicted model, not a curated record. The coding region runs from base 50 to 571 and encodes 173 amino acids. The transcript is spliced from 3 exons.